Tribolium castaneum (red flour beetle) is the source of this 7691-nucleotide messenger RNA. RefSeq names its product Chitinase 6 (gene Cht6). Lineage: Eukaryota; Metazoa; Arthropoda; Insecta; Coleoptera; Tenebrionidae. The record is from RefSeq and is a predicted model, not a curated record. Gene Ontology annotation, cellular component: extracellular region. Gene Ontology annotation, biological process: chitin catabolic process; carbohydrate metabolic process. Gene Ontology annotation, molecular function: chitinase activity; chitin binding. The transcript has 17 exons. Bases 255 to 7436 code for a protein of 2393 amino acids.
UGAGAAGUUUUAAUAGUGUGCUAAAGAACCUCAACGGUGGUCAUUGUGUCGGUGCAUUUGUGAUUGUCGAUAUUUAAAUUCUGUGCAGACUUUUUGGACCCUUUACGUGUACAGAAUUUUAAAUCAAAUUCUUGAGGUGGGGUUUGAAGUGUCAUUCAAGUCUGAAAAAGUUCAGACAUUCAAUUGAUCAGGAUAUGUGUGCUGGUGGUUUAUUGUGAUUUUGGUGAUUUUAAUGAUACGUUAACAACGACAAAAUGUCGACGGAUAUCUGUCGAUGGUUGUUCCUCCUGUUUUUUCUAACAACAUGGACCAAAUAUUCAAAUUCAAAGGAGAUCCGCGUGGUCUGUUACUACACGAACUGGUCAGUUUACAGGCCCGGAACAGCAAAAUUUAGCCCACAAAAUAUCAACCCCUAUUUAUGCACACAUCUCAUUUAUGCAUUCGGGGGUUUUACCAAAGAAAAUACGCUCAAGCCGUUCGAUAAAUACCAAGAUAUCGAAAAAGGUGGUUAUGCAAAAUUCACCGGAUUGAAGACAUACAACAAGAACUUAAAGACAAUGCUAGCCAUUGGUGGCUGGAACGAAGGUUCUUCCAGAUUUUCUCCAAUGGUGGCAAACCCUGAAAGGCGAAAAGAACUGAUCAAAAACGCCAUCAAGUUUUUGAGACAAAAUCACUUCGAUGGUCUUGAUCUGGACUGGGAAUAUCCGAGCUUCCGAGAUGGGGGAAAAUCAAGAGAUAAAGACAACUACGCCCAAUUAGUCCAGGAACUUCGGGAAGAAUUUGACCGAGAAUCGGAAAAAACAGGAAGACCGAGAUUACUUCUGACAAUGGCAGUUCCUGCAGGAAUUGAGUACAUUAACAAAGGAUACGAUGUACCCAAACUCACCAAGUACCUCGAUUGGAUGAAUAUUUUGAGUUACGAUUACCACUCUGCCUUCGAACCGGCUGUUAACCACCAUGCCCCACUUUACCCACUUGAAGAACCCUCUGAAUAUAAUUACGAUACGGAACUUAACAUUGACUACACGAUUCAACACUACUUGAAAAAAGGAGCCGAUCCUAGCAAACUUGUCCUAGGAAUACCAACUUACGGCCGCUCUUACACUUUAUUUAACCCAGAUGCCAACGAAAUUGGAGCACCAGCUGAUGGGCCUGGAGAUAUGGGUGAAGCAACAAGAGAAAAUGGUUAUUUGGCCUACUACGAGGUCUGCGAGUACAUUAAAACCCAGAACUGGGAAGUAGUCCAACCAAAUCCAGACGCCAUGGGUCCGUACGCCUUCAAGGACAACCAAUGGGUGGGAUAUGACGAUGAUAAAAUUGCAAGGAAAAAAGCCGAAUAUGUGGCAGAGAAAGGCCUUGGUGGGAUAAUGUUUUGGUCGAUUGAUAACGACGAUUUUAGGGGAAAUUGCCACGGGAAACCUUACCCUAUUAUCGAAGCAGCAAAAGAAGCGUUAAUUUCAGCCUAUGGAUUGACAGACGAGAAUUUGGUUUCACCCCCAACCAAGCCAAUCAAAACAAAAACGAGAAACAGGACCCAAUCUUCAUCCAAAUCAACUGACGAAAAUAGCGAAAAAAAGAAAAGUACAAGUUCUAUUGUGUCCAGAAGACGCAACAGAAUUAAAACCAAAUCGGAAGAACUUUCAAACAGCCAAUCAAAAUCCCACAGGAAGGAAAGCCGAAGAACAACAGAAGGGCCAGUUUACAGUAGUUUAGAAUUAGUUACACCCAGUUAUACAACACCUGCCCCACCCUCAACGCCAGAUCUGGGCGGAGGUUUCAAAUGUGAAGAUGAAGGUUUCUACCCACACCCUAAAGACUGUAAAAAGUAUUACUGGUGUCUCAGCGGGCCUGGAGAGCUUGGAAUCGUUGCCCAUUUGUUUACCUGUCCAGCAGGUCUGUAUUUCAACAAAGCGGCUGAUUCUUGUGAUUACACUCGCAAUGUUCUGUGCAAUAAAAAACUAUCAAAGGCCACAACGACCACAACUACAACAACCACAACAGAGGCCAGUACUUUGAAAACAUCAACCGCAAGAGUACCACCUAAAAUUACAGCGGCCACAAGUCGAACUACAGUUUUUCGGACUUCGACCACAACUGAAGCUUACGAUGACGAGUAUGAAUAUGAAGACGAUGUUGAAGAGAAUAAAAAUUCGGAAGAAGAUCCUAAGGUUAUUAAGGAAUUGCUCGAUCUUAUCAAGAAAGCUGGAGGAAUUGAAGAACUUGAAAAACAGUUGAAAAUUCAUGAAGAUGGCAGUGCUUCCGUUUCAAACUCUGACACAACUACUCCUUCGUCUAUUAGCAAGUCACUGGUGGAAAGGGUUUUAGGCAAAGGAGCCAAAGUUGGUGGAAAAAAGAAUUCUUAUAGUUUCCUCACCCGCAACAGUCGAGGCCCUCAAAACGAGGGUUUGAACACACAUGAAGAUAAAGAAACGACACAAGAUAAAGGAAGACCAAAAUACACAACAAUCACAAGACAAAGAUCAACAAAUAACAAAAAUGAAGACGAAGAAGAGGAAUCCUCAGACGAAGCAUCCAAAUCUACGAAAAAACAACCAGAAUAUGUCAACAUUAGGCGAGCCCGAGUUAGUACUACUACAGAAGAACCGGAAGAAAAUUCAAAGAGUCAACUAAACCGAAAUAAAAUUUUGGGAGAAGAGGACGAAACAGAAGAUGAACAACCAAGUCGUAAGAAAACAUCAGGGCCACAAUAUGUUAACAUACGGAGGCAAAGGCCAUCAACAACUGAAGAAACUUCAACUUCAAAAUAUACUGUUAUAAGAAGAGGGACAACAACUGAACCCGCUGAACCAGAAGAAGACGAAACCACUAAAAGCAAUGUUGUUUCAACAUCCACCGAAAAAAUUGAUUUAAAAUCAAGGUAUAGCAUUCUUAGGCGAGGAUCAACGACUGAAGCAACUACAACUGAGAGUGGUUCAAUCUCUUCAACCUCUUCACCAAAGAGAAGAGGAACAACACUGCCAAGUGUUCCAGAACGGAAAAGAACGAGAGGUACUUUAGCUCCAGGGACUACGCCAUCGUCAGAAGAUACGACAACAACAAGAUAUAAGAGUAUUAAGCGAGGUUCAACAAGCGAAGCACCCACAACAGACAAGACAUUACCCGAAGAUUCAACUCUAAAGUACUCCACCUUCACCCGCACACCUGCAUCCACCCAGGCCGCCCCAGCAGCCACCGAACCCGAAACCGCCGUAACUGUUAACGUUCAAUUACUAACAACCCCCGAAAGUUUAACUGUAAAAACAACUAGUCUUAGUUCCACAAAACAGUCGGAACAAUCAAACAUUGAAAGUAUCGGUGAAAGAGUCUAUCAGACACAGACUCCCUUACUUUUAGAACCUCGCCCAUUUUCAAAAACUAGUACUCGAAGUCCAACACCGGUAGUAACCGAAUCAUCCACACGAAUCACAAAGGUGAGUGACUCAAAUUAUAACCUCCGACUAAAGCCGAAACUGUCGCAAACGCAAACCGAAAUUAUUAGCACCACUACUCUCACCACCGAAAAACCAACACCGUUUAGAACUAGAGCACCGUCUAGAUUUAAGUUAACCACAGCGAGUUACGACCAACAAGCCACAAAGCAAGCAAAUCGGGCCAGGAAACGCUUUUCCACAACGACCGAAUUGUAUUCGGACAACUACGAGGAGUUUGAUUUGAGUCGAACGUACAGACCGUCAGAAAUUGCAGAUUUGUCGUCACUGACAGCUGUUGAUUUCGUAGCUUUGAAGGAGCUCACCAGAAACAGCAAUUCUCUAAGACAGAGAAGGCCUAGACCUGAAAGUACCACUCCCAGAACGUCAUCUUUUAAAAGCAGACGAUUGAUUUCGAACAAAAAUGAGCAAAAUGUGGAAGAUCAAGUAAAUUCAAGCUCUGAUAAAACACACAGAAUUCGAGGUUUCACAAGAUCACCUCCUGUUGUCAGUACAACAACUGAAGGAACAACAAGACAUAGUUUAAGGAACAGGAAAGUCGUCCGUCGUUUAAGACCCACGUCAAGUUCCAAACUAUUAUCGCAAAAUUCAGACAACAAGGAAAACGUUGUCCCUUUCAAAAAACGUUUGGUUCGACCAAACACAGAAACAGAAAACUUGAUCGAAAACUCCUCGUUAAAUUCACUCUUCAACAGGCGUUUAACUCGCCCCACUGAAGCCCCAAACGAGGAACAAAGCGACGAUGUCAGCGCUGAAGAAGGGGAAAACAUUAAACUAUCCGAAUCAAAUAUCAGAGAAAACAGCAAUGUUAAUAACAACAACAACAACAUUCUCUCGCCUGACGAUGGCCAGAAAGUUAGACGCAAAGUUUUAAAACGCAUCAAACCCAAAGUAGACGACGAGAAAAUUGUCACAGAACCGAACAUUGUCAUCAGAACACGAAAAAUUGUCAGAAAGUUAACACCAACCGAAUCUACAAUUACUUCGACCACUGAGACAACAGUACCAGGCCGUAAACGAAAAAUUAUUCGGCGUUUGAGACCUACAACCGAGUUGAAGGAAAAUAGUACGCAGAAAACGUUGUACAUUAGGGGAAGACCCUUUUUGGCACAUUUCAACAACGAAGAAUCUGGAGUUGAUGCAAGUACCAUUAAACCAGACUCUUCUAAAUAUAGUACUCCUAACAGAGGAACGACUGAAGAAUCAGAAGUUACGGAACAAUUUAUAGCAAAUUCUGAAAAUACUGAUAGUUACAAAGGAACAACUGAAGAAGCAGAAGCUAAGAAACAAUUGAUAUCAAAUUCUGAAAACUCUUCUCAAAGAACUACUGAUAGUUACAAAGGAACAACUGAAGAAGCAGAUAGUUCUACUGAACGAACUAUUGAUAGAUCUAAAUACAGUACUCUUAACAGAGGAACAAUAGACUCUACAAGAGAGGAAAGUUUUGAUAAAGAGAUAAUAACUACAGACAGAGGUCCAUCAAGGUUUAGAAGUACUACUGAAGGAACUAUUGAUAGAACUAAAUACAGUACUCUUAACAAAGGAACAACUGAAGAACCAGAAGUUCGGGAACACUUUAUAUCAAAUUCUGACACUUCUACUGAAAGAACUAUUGAUAGAUCUAAAUACAGUACUCUUAACAGAGGAACAACAGAGUCUACAAAAGAGGAAAAAAUUGAUGAAGAAACUAUAACUACAAACAGGGGACCAUCAAGGUUUAGAAAUUCUAACACUUCUACUGAAGGAACUAUUGAUAGAUCUAAAUAUAGUACUCUUAACAGAGGAACAACUGAAGAAGCAGAAGUUAAGGAACAACAUAUAUCAAGUUCUGAUGCUUCUACUGAAGGAACUAUUGAUAGAUCUAAAUACAGUACUCUUAACAGAGGAACAACUGAAGAAGCAGAAGUUAAGGAACAACAUAUAUCAAAUUCUGAUGCUUCUACUGAAGGAACCAUUGAUAGAUCUAAAUACAGUACUCUUAACAGAGGAACAACAGAGUCGGCAAAAGAGGAAAAAAUUGAUGAAGAGAUAAUAAGUACAAACAGAGGUCCAUCAAGGUUUAGAAUUUAUCGACCAACUGUUUUCCAUGAUGAUGACGAAGAAGAGGAAGAAGACGAUUCGUUGAAAACUCGAAUUGUGGAACCUUUAUUCACCGAAGAAAUAACAGAAAGUAACAAGUUAUCUAAUAACGCAACUAACAAAACUGACGAUUUGAAUAAAGAAGAAGCAGAUGAGGAAAAUAGUACAAUAGAAACUAAUGAGGAAAAUAGUACCGAAGAGCAUAAGGAUGAGGAAGAUAAUGAAGAUAUACCUGUGACAACUGUCAAACCUUACAUCAACCCAAUUCUCAACAGACAGAAAAAUAGACCCGCCUUUCAAAGACCUAAACUAACAACACAAAAGCCUUUGUCGUCUAGUACAACCAGUAGAAAUAGAUACAAGACCUUCGGUAGAUCGACAACAGCUCCUAGUAAAGAAACGAAUGAGGAAAUAACACAAGAAAAAUUCGUACCGAAAAAUUUGGAUCGAAACCGAAAAGUCUCAACUUCUACCACAACCACUGAAGUUGCUCCAGAAAUUGAACAGACAACAGACAGCGUUCAAAUAAAUGAUACGGAAAGUGAUAAGACAACUUUAGAGAGCAUUGAAGUUACCACAUUGAAAGAAACAGAGGAAGUGGUUAAUGCUACGACUGAAAGUCGGACAAUUUUGGUUGAAACAACUACGUUAAGAACUACUGAAACUACUCCAAGUCAUCUUCCCAGAAGUACUUCCAGAACCAGACCAAAAUUUAACGUCCCAAAAAGACUAACAACACCCGAAAGUAGAUUUAGCCCAAAACUUCGAACUCAAAGUACGACCCCCAAAGCACCAACUUCUCUACUAAAGGAUAAAUUUACUCGCAAAUACACUACGACUGAACGAAAUGAUUUCGUUGAGGAAGAAGACAUUCCAGAGGAAGACGAAGUCGAAAAUCAAUCUUCCACACAAAGAACAACACGACCUAAAGCUAGACCAAGUAACAGACCAGACUUCAGGAAGUCAACAGAAGCUCCAAAACCAACCGAAGACUUGAAAGGAAUUGACACUGACGCCGUCAAAAACCGGAACAAAAAUCUCUUCUCGAAAAAACGCAAAAUGAACACACCUUUCGCAGGCCAUCCCCUAAACCAGUCAAUUUUAACCACAACUCCGACCAUUUCCGAAUCGGUCACAAAACCAUCAACGGAACCGUUCGAAACCACUGAAUACCUCACAACUUUGCACCACAUUUUUGCCGAAACUGAACGUGUCACUGAAAAUAGUUUGCCAACAACCACGAGUUCCAAAAUUGAGAAAUUGAUCGAAGUGAACCGAAUUGUGGAAGUGCACGAAAUGAACAACACGGAAGAGAGGGACAAUAAAGUGGUUGAUAAAGUUGGUGUUAUCAAUCGGGUGACGGUGGUUAAGGUUGUUGACGGUAAUUUUAACCCGGAAGAUAACGAAAUUACGAAAUCGCCAAAGUUGGAUGAUUUUGAAAUUGCAACUGUUCGGGAAAUACCUAAUCGGGAAGAUCGCAGAUACGAACAAGUUGCCGAAAGUGCUGAAAUAAUAGACGGGCGUUCAAACAUCAAUAUUAUCACUCCGAGACCGUAUUAUAGCACUGAAGCUUCGACCAUUUCGCUGGAAGGGUUGUUCCAAACCGACACCCCCCAAAAAUUAUCCGACAAAUUUAACUUAAAUCAACUGAAACAAGGUACAAAUGAUGAGGAGCUGCUGGAGACCGGAAAUUCGCGUUAUGUCAAUGUGCGGGUUCUUAAGGAGGACGAUUACAUCACGAUGAAGGCGGAAGUGGUCGAAGUCACUCCCAAAAUAAGCAAAGACAUAAAAAUUGUGCCAAUUCAAGUGGAAAUGUCGCGAAAAUUAAUCGCUCCGUCUGAUUUUGUGACGAAAGUGGAGCAAGGCGUGCCUAAAGUCACUUUACAAAUUCUCAAACCGCAAAAUUAGUUAAUUAUUAUUGUAACAAUUAUAGUAUUAUUACGAUGUUAUGUAUGUAAAUAUGAGUUGUUGUAUUUUAAUUUAAACUGUGUGUGAAUAAAUCGUUGUAAAUAAUAACGCACUUUGUAAGAUAACGCACUGUUCUUUAAUCCUCCUUUCUCUCGUGCCAUAACAUUGGUUGAUUUCCUUAGUGUUUGUAUGGCCAGUGAGUCCUUUCUUAUUGUAAUUAUUAAUGGACGUUUAAAUAUACCAUAUUAAUUAUUA